AAGCUAGUCUCGAUAUUUGUAAUGGUGCCAAUAAAUUCUAGUAUUUUGAGAAUGGCAGUCAGUGUACUAUUUUGAAAGAGCUUGUAGAUAAAUAGAAUGGCAGAAUGUAUUAAUAGAGAUUUGGAACUUCCUAAACAAGACUGUACAAGUCCUAGUCCUACGGAGACAGUUUGCUUGGAUUCUUUAUAUUCAGAUAAUAAUCCAGGAACAUCACAGAAUAGUACGAGUCAAAAAGUAGACUUCUUUAAUUCAUACAACGAUCCGGAAGAGGAAAAAGUUGAAAAAAACAAUUUCUUGAACGAACUUGGAUUAGUGGAGGAAUGUGAUGACGACGCUAGUACUAACAAAGACGACAACUGGGAAGAUUGCAUUGAUCAAGACUUUUCAGAAGAACUACCAGCAGACAAUGAGUUAACAGAAAAUUAUGAAGAUAUAAGUAGUUCUGAAGAUUUAGAAUACAGUGUCAACCAUGCUACUCCAAAGACUUCACACUCCAAGAGAUGUGUAAAUUCAGCUGAGAGGAAUCUGAGGAAAAGAAAGUUGGAGGUUAAUAAUGGAUUUCCAAGCAAAAAAAUUCAAUCAGAAGUAUCUCCCAUGUCUAUCACCGCCAAUAAUAGUCAAAGCUCUGCGACAAUUUCGCCUUCCCUUCAAGUUGUAUCGACAAAUACAACUCCUAGCAGUCGAACCCGUGCUGUAAUUCCCACAAAGGAUAAUCCGCCUCCUGAAAUGUCUGAAUGGUUGGCCCAAUUUAGUACUUGGUCAAAUGCAGAACGAAUUAUGGCAAUUAACGAAUUGAUUGCACGCUGUGAACCUACACAAGUUCGUCAUAUGAUGCAAGUAAUUGAACCUCAGUUCCAAAGAGAUUUUAUAUCACUGUUACCAAAAGAAUUAGCUUUAAAUGUUUUAUCUUUCCUAGAGCCGAGAGAUUUACUUAAGGCAGCACAGACUUGCCAUAGUUGGCGUGUUUUAGCUGAAGACAAUCUUUUGUGGAAGGAAAAGUGUAGGCAUGCGGGAAUUGAUGAGAUUCCUAGAAAAAGGAUGUCGUCCAGAUCUCCUAGCUCGCAUAUGUCUCCAUGGAAGGCUGCCUAUAUGAGACAACAUGCUAUUGAGAUGAAUUGGAGGACCAAACCCAUAAGAGAAUUUAAAAUGCUGAAGGGACAUGACGAUCAUGUAAUAACAUGCUUACAGUUUUGUGGUAACCGAAUAGUUAGUGGAUCUGAUGAUAAUACUCUAAAAGUUUGGUCUGCCACCACAGGAAAGUGCCUGCGUACAUUAGUUGGACAUACGGGUGGAGUUUGGUCGUCCCAAAUGUCUGGGAAUACAAUAAUAAGCGGUAGCACGGACAGAACUUUAAAGGUUUGGGAUGCCGAUACUGGCAUAUGUAGACAUACCCUUUACGGGCAUACUUCUACAGUCAGGUGUAUGCAUUUACAUGGAAAGAAAGUGGUUAGUGGAUCAAGAGAUGCUACACUGAGAGUGUGGGAUAUCGAAACUGGUAAUUUUCUUCAUGUCUUGGUAGGGCAUUUGGCUGCUGUUCGGUGUGUGCAAUAUGAUGGAAGGUUGGUUGUCUCAGGGGCUUACGAUUAUAUGGUAAAAGUUUGGAAUCCAGAAACGGAGGAAUGCCUUCAUACUUUACAGGGACAUACGAAUCGAGUUUAUUCUCUGCAGUUUGACGGUGUACAUGUAGUUAGCGGAUCCCUUGACACUAGCAUCCGGGUUUGGGAGGUCGAAACAGGAGCGUGCAAACAUACGCUAAUGGGCCAUCAAUCUCUUACAUCGGGAAUGGAACUAAGAAAUAACAUCUUGGUGUCGGGGAAUGCCGAUUCGACGGUCAAGGUUUGGGAUAUAGUGACUGGACAGUGUCUGCAAACACUCUCAGGUCCGUACAAACAUCAGUCAGCCGUAACUUGCCUACAAUUUAACAAUCGCUUUGUGAUAACGUCUUCAGACGACGGUACAGUUAAACUGUGGGACGUACGUACCGGUGAAUUUAUUAGGAAUUUGGUGGCUUUGGAUAGUGGCGGUUCCGGAGGUGUGGUAUGGCGUAUAAGGGCCAAUGAUACUAAAUUAGUUUGUGCAGUGGGUAGUAGAAAUGGUACCGAGGAGACCAAACUUUUAGUGUUAGACUUUGAUAUCGACUCAAAUUGUAGUUCUAGCAUUUCUAGGUAAUUACGGACUCAAAAAAUUCAGUGUGAUUGUGGGUGUGUUUUUAGACAUUACAUUUAUCAUUUAUAUACCAGUGAUGUUAUUUUCGUUCGAUAAUAAAAAGUGAUAUUUUUCUUCCG
Molecule: messenger RNA, 2285 nt
Organism: Anoplophora glabripennis (Asian longhorned beetle)
Lineage: Eukaryota; Metazoa; Arthropoda; Insecta; Coleoptera; Cerambycidae
Gene: ago
Product: F-box/WD repeat-containing protein 7
Exons: 10
Coding region: 97-2169 (690 amino acids)
Biological process (GO): ubiquitin recycling; proteasome-mediated ubiquitin-dependent protein catabolic process
Cellular component (GO): cytoplasm; nucleus
Molecular function (GO): ubiquitin binding
Source: RefSeq, a predicted model, not a curated record